Molecule: messenger RNA, 1230 nt
Organism: Dichotomopilus funicola
Lineage: Eukaryota; Fungi; Ascomycota; Sordariomycetes; Sordariales; Chaetomiaceae
Exons: 3
Coding region: 1-1230 (409 amino acids)
Source: RefSeq, a predicted model, not a curated record
AUGGCUAGCCGCGCUCACUCUCUCCGACUCCCUUUGCCCACCCCGAGACGGCCAAUCCACCCGCAGCGGGCAGCUUCCAGCUCGUCGGAAGCGUCACACCUCUCCAACUCGUCGCCCCGCUCGCAUGCGUCGGAGGACCCGUUUGUCCUGUCUCCCGUGCAAACGCCGGCGCACGAGACGACAGUCCCGCCCCGAGUCAUGUUUUCGCGGCUUGCGACGGACCCGGCCGCCGCUCGAAAUGGCCUGCUCCUUGGCAAAGAAGUCCCCUCUCGCCCCCGAGACUCGACCAACAAGCCAGUGUCGCCAAGCCUUUUGAGAAUCGCGAAUUCUAAAUCUGGGCCAACAACCGCUAUUGAUGUGCCUGUGAACCGCAAGUCUGUGUCGACCACAUCAGCUGAAACUAGCACCCCAUUGGAACCGCUGUCCGCAAGAGGUGAUCUUCCUGGCGGAUACUUUCCGCUCCACGAAGAAGAGCCCCGCGUUCACAUUCCACACCCCUUCCAGGUCGACACCGACAUGGCCCGACGAAGUUCUGUACAACGGGCCGCCGAGUCUUGCCAACCUAGCGUCGAGCCCAGCUCCUUCUCGUCUGCUCAUAACCCACGGCCUACCCGAGGAAAGCCAACCAACACCUUGAGCACAGUAACCUCCCCAGAUACUCCCAUUUCAUCCUACAACCCCACCGGUCUUCACGAUGAUGUGGUACUACCUUUGGGGAAGUACUACCCCUCCAACUGGGAACGGCGCCACGGCAAAGGUCCACCGAGUCGACCUACCACGGCCGGGGCUCACUCCGAGCCUCAAGUGCCCAAGUCCCAAGACUCCAACCCAUCUUCCCCGCACGCCCAACGACCAGGUUCCGACGUCAAGCGGCGGCUUCAACAGUACCAACGCGACAUGAUUGCGCAGGCCGCGAUGGCCGCCAACGCGCUCAUCGUCAGCAGCGGCUCGGCAGGCUCCGGCGGCUCCGGAUCCUCCAUCGCCUCGUCGUUGCGUGGGUUGACUCUACCCCAAGGCCACCUCGCCACGACGUUCCUCAAGACGCACAAGCCGCGCUCGCCGCGCUUGGAGCCUGUCGGCAGUCCCGGCCCGGUUACUCCCAUGUCGCUAGAGGCGGAUAGUUAUCUGAGUUUGGGCGCGCCUGUGGAUGUUGAGGCCGGUGGAAAGGGGCCGUUUUUUCGGCAUGAUGUAGCCCUGUCGCCGAGCGAGAUGACGACUGCUUCGAUUUGA